ACAUUUGACUGAGGAUGUCUUUUGAAUAAAGACGAAACGUCUCAAACAGAAAAUAGUCGAUUUUCAUGAUGAAAAAGGUGGUGUAUCUCUUAUUAUCUUUAUUUUUUUUGUUCCGGUGAUAUGUUCAAUAGAUACUUCGUAUAUUUUGUUUGGUUCAUUCAACUAAAAAUAUUUUUAUUUUUUACUUCUAGUUUCUGAAGAAGAAAAUGAAAUUUGUGAUACACAUUAGGUAACAUCAUUAGGUACAAAUAUAACUAUUAAUUCAACACAUCGUUAUGAUAUUCGUCGUAAUAGUAACAAUAGUAACAUGAUGUCUUCGUCUAUGAAAACAGGAUUAACAACACUCGAUCACAUCUAUAAUUGUUAUGAUGAUUUUAAUAAUUGGUUGAUGAAUAGUAUACGCUCUGGUUCAAUUAUACGCUUAAAAUAUGCUUAUGAAAAAAUGUUAUCGAUGACGGGUGACAAAAUGCCAAUGCACGAAUUCAAAAAAACAAUAGUAAGCCAUAAUAAUAAUAAAAUCAAGUUAUAUAUGCGUCCAAGAAAAGGGACAUUUAUAACUAUGUCAACACCAGAACAAUAUGCUAAUUUAUUAAUAAAUAGUAGUUCAGAUGGAGAAGAUCUUGAUCAACAAAAAUUUUUUGAUAGUGUUCCAGUAUUAGUACAAAAUUUUAUAUCAUUAUGCACAUUAAGUAUAAAUGAUUAUGAAAAUUUUAAGACAAAUGAUCUUGAUUUAUUUGAUUUUAAUACAUUAUUUUUCAAAAACUAUCAUAAAGUUUUGAAAAUAUCAUCGAUAUGUUUAGAUUUAAUGUAUUGUAGAAAUGAUGAUUACAUUACACAUAAACAUGUAUUGUUAGCUAUGACAAUAUUGAGAUUAUCUGGAUCUAUAUAUUUAAUUCGAAUAUUAAAUAGAUUUGGAAUUACAUCAUAUAUUGAAACAAUAGAAAGGUUGAAAACAGAAGCUGCUGAAGAGGCAUCUAGUCCAGAUGAAUUACCCAAAGAUAUUGAACCCAAUAAUUUUGUUAUAAAGGUUGUCGAUAAUUGUGAUCUUAACACAAAAAGUACAUUAGAUGGAACAGGUAGUCUUCAUUAUGUUAAUACAUUAUUUAUUCAAUAUAUUGGUCAACCCAAAACAGAAAACAAUGAUGAUUAUAACGAAGAUAAUGAUGACGAAAAACAAGAGCAAAAUAGACCAAGAAAGCGUAAAUUUAAGGUGCGGAAAAUCAUUAAUAACAGUACAUCUGUAUCAAUUCAACAAAUAACUAACGUUACAAGAAGUCAAAAUACCAGGUCAACAUUUGAUGUUAAAACAAUAGUUACAACAAGCUGUACAACGUAUCUCGCGAAACACCGAUUCCUUUAG
Didymodactylos carnosus is the source of this 1360-nucleotide messenger RNA. The record is from the annotation of a GenBank genome assembly. Lineage: Eukaryota; Metazoa; Rotifera; Eurotatoria; Philodinida; Philodinidae.